AUGCUAUCUGAACGCAAGGCUAUUGCAAAAAGCCCACACUCGUCGGAGGGACCUGUUGCGAAGACUCCUGACACCAAAAUGACUGUCUAUUCUCCCGAAGAGCUCAGGGUCCCAUUGUCAUCUCGUGCUCAGCAGAAUUUCCGCCGGUCUUUUGAUGGGAUGGCUACUUUCUCCGUUUCACCUGCCGUGGAUCCAUUCAUGGGAUCUGAUUACUCUCGCCUGUCUUCCGCCAACGUCGAUUUCCGUCGUUUUGGCUUUGGUGACGGUAAACCUAAUGCCUCUCACGAGAGCCCUGUACGAGCAGUCAACUUCGCUGGAUUGCCAACCCCACACACAGAUUCUCGUCCGGGCAAGCUGCAUCUUUCUGAGAACGAUACUCUGGCCAGUCCCUUUUCUGGUUCUCGUGGCAAUCUGGGGCUCAAUUCUGGUCGAGUUGAAUCUGCCUUCUUCCCUCCUAAGGCUCGUACUUUGAUCAUCGAGGCCGUCUCUCCUGCCAUAUCCCAUUUGACCGUGGCCAGUAUCUUCUCACGCCGCGAGUUCGGAAGCAUUCAAGGUCCUUACCUCUCGGAGCUCAAGUCAUUGGGGAAGUUUGUUGUCGAGUUCACCGAUCUACGUGAUACCCAGCGAGCCCUUGAAAAGAUCCAGCUCACUCAUCCCGAGUGGCGAGUAAUUCCUCUCCUAGCUCGUGAAUGCGCACAAGAGUCCCACGGUCUUGUUGGAGGUAUCUCUGAUUUUGAAGGCCAAAUUUCUAUCAGCGUCCUCAUCCACGGCCACAACGAUAUGGAUGUGAACUCCCUUGUUCAGGGUUUGGUCAAGAGUUUUGGUACUCUGGUCUCUUUCAAGAUUCCUUUUCUGCAGGCAGACAACAUCAAGAAGUUCUACGUCGAGUUUUGUGACACCACUGAUGCCGCGAAUGCGGUAGCUGUUUUGAACGGUGCAGUCAUUGAGAAUCUUGGGCUUGAGGCCAAGCACGUUCGUCCUGACGUUGAGUCUACCUCUGGCAGCUUGCUACAGCAGUUCAUGAAUACUCAUGACAACAUCUCACCCAAGAAUAACUCCCCUUGCCAGAUUGGUGGAUGUGCUCGUGAUCACAGCUACGUCUUGAGUCCAACUGGUCGUUCUACCGUCCCUGUGGAUGACAUCUCAGACAUCAUGGGCAUCCUUUCACCAGUUCAGAAAAUGCCCAGUCUUGAUUCGUUGCCUCAGCACUCUGACGGCCGCUUUUCCGAUCAGCGUCCCAAGCAUCCUCAGAAUGUCGUUGAUGUGAAUCGCAUUCGCAAGGGUCUUGAUGUCCGCACUACCAUCAUGCUUCGCAACAUUCCCAACAAGGUGGACUUGUCUCUUCUCAAAACUAUCGUCGAUGAGACCAGCUUCGGAAAGUAUGACUUCAUGUACUUGAGAAUCGACUUCGCCAACAACUGCAAUGUCGGCUAUGCAUUUAUCAACUUCGAAGAUCCUCUCGACAUCAUUGACUUCGUCGAAGCGCGUGCUGGUCAUACCUGGAACUGCUUCAACAGCGACAAGGUUGCCGAGGUCUCCUAUGCUACUAUCCAGGGGCGUGACUGCUUAAUCCAAAAGUUCCGCAACAGCUCCGUUAUGCUCGAGGAUCCUUCCUUCCGCCCAAAGCUGUUCUACACCGGCACUGGCCCCCUCGCUGGAACUGAGGAGCCCUUCCCUGGUCCUAACAAUAUGUCGAAAAUGCGUCGCAGCGUCGAGAAUGCAGAACAAGUCGGUCUUUUUGCUCCUCGUAUAAGCCGCGAAGGUCGCCGUGGACAUACAAUCCGUGCUGACUUGCCCACGUCUCUUCGUCACUGUUUAAGCCCUCCUCGCCGUCAGGGACUUUCCGGCAUGUCUCCUAUGACUUCCCCCCUUGCUCUUCGCCGCGGUGUUUGA
Talaromyces marneffei is the source of this 1893-nucleotide messenger RNA. RefSeq lists its product as uncharacterized. The transcript has 12 exons. The record is from RefSeq and is a predicted model, not a curated record. Lineage: Eukaryota; Fungi; Ascomycota; Eurotiomycetes; Eurotiales; Trichocomaceae. Gene Ontology annotation, molecular function: RNA binding. Bases 1 to 1893 code for a protein of 630 amino acids.